AUGUCAGAAGAAGCGCCACCGAAAUCCGAUGUCCACACGACCAUCGCUAGUGUGGACAUUGAUCCGCGAGCAGAGCGCGUAUUGGUCUGGAAGUUCGACCUGCGUUUGCUCCCCGUUCUAGCGAUCAUGUACCUUUUCAACAGUUUGGACAAGUCAAAUCUGGGCAACGCCAAAACAGCGGGUCUUGAGGAUACCCUAAAUCUCCACGGAAACCAAUACAACCUCAUUCUCAGCAUCUUCUUUGUUCCUUAUGUCUUGACAGCACCCUUCCUCGGCCUUCUUGGAAAGAAGUUCGGUCCCAACAUUGUGCUACCAUGCAUGAUGAUGACCUUUGGUAUUUGUACCAUUUUGGUGGUUGCUGUCUACAAUUUCAGUGGUCUUUUUGCCAUCCGAUGGUUUCUGGGAAUGGCUGAAAGCGCUUUCUUCCCGCUCGUGAUCUAUUACCAGACAACUUUCUACCGUCGAGGAGAACUGGCUCGCCGAUUGGCCAUCUUCUAUGCAGCACAAAGUAUUGCGUCUGCAUUCUCGGGUCUCCUUGCCUUUGGCGUCUUCCGCAUUGAAACGGGCCCAUUGGCCUCAUGGAGGUACCUCUUCCUCAUUGAGGGUGGUGGAACUGUGCUUUUUGCGCUCUUCGCCCUCUGGUAUUUGCCCAGGUCUGCUGCCGAGGCAAAAUUCCUGACUCCCGAAGAGAAGGAGCUUGCUUAUCUGCGAUUGUCAAUUGAUAGUUCGUCAGUUGUGGACGAGAAGCUCAACAUCCGUGACGCUUUCCGCGUCUUCAAGCACUGGACUUCUUGGGCCAUCCUGGCCAUUCAGAUCUGCCUCGGUGUUCCCCUUCAAGGGGUGCAACUGUUUCUUCCUGUGAUCAUUGAGCGCCUCAACUACAGCACGGUCAAGACCAACUUGUUCACUGUGGCGCCCAAUGUUUCCGGUGCGGCGAUGCUGCUCAUUCUAGCAUUCUGCAGUGACUGGACACGAUGGCGGUUUCCCUUCAUUGCGCUGGGUUUUCUCUUCACAUUCAUCGGUUUCAUCAUUUAUGCGGCCAUUGAUGUUCAAAACGACGUCAACGUCGCUUACUUUGCCUCUUUUAUGAUGACCUGGGGUACAUCUGCACCGUCUGUCCUUCUCGAUGCCUGGUACAACAACAAUAUUGCCAAUGAGAGUCGCCGAGUAGUCCUGACAAGUAUCGCUGUUCCGGUAGCGAAUUUGAUGGGAGUCGUGGCGUCCAACAUCUUCCGCAGUCAAGAUGCGCCAACUUACCUGCCAGCGUUGAUCACGACUGCCAGCUUUGGCGGUACCGGAAUUGUCCUGACCAUCUGUCUGGGACUUUGGAUGAUGUUGGACAACAAGAAAAGAGAUCGAGCCCAGGGUGUGCAUGUGAAAGCAAUGGAAAUUCCAACAGAAAACCUCCAAGAUGGACCGGCAAGUGAUACCUUCCGGUGGUUCUAUUAA
Molecule: messenger RNA, 1449 nt
Organism: Penicillium argentinense
Lineage: Eukaryota; Fungi; Ascomycota; Eurotiomycetes; Eurotiales; Aspergillaceae
Product: putative MFS transporter
Exons: 4
Coding region: 1-1449 (482 amino acids)
Biological process (GO): transmembrane transport
Cellular component (GO): membrane
Molecular function (GO): transmembrane transporter activity
Source: RefSeq, a predicted model, not a curated record